This is a messenger RNA of Prorocentrum cordatum, 1166 nucleotides long. NCBI's taxonomy places the organism in Eukaryota, Dinophyceae, Prorocentrales, Prorocentraceae. The record is from the annotation of a GenBank genome assembly.
AGCGUAGCGAGAGCGAGAGGCGGCUCCCGCGCGGGCGCGCGCAGCGACUGCGGCCGAUGGCGAUCGCCACGGCAGCAACACCGCUGGGCGCGCGCCCGUGCUCCGCCCCCGCGCCGGGCGGCGGGCGGCCGACGCUGGCGCCGGGAACGCUUCCCCGUCGGGCGGUGGGCCUGCCGCUACGCGAGUCGGAGGCGGGCACGACCGUGGUGCUGCCAGGGGCCGAGGUGGAGGAGAACCCGGCCCACAAGCGGGCCAAGGACUACAGCGUGCUCCUCUUCAACGACCCCCUGAACAAGCGCGAGUACGUGUGCAGGUGCCUCAUGCUCAUCUGCCUCCUCGAGGAACGCCCCGCCUACGAGACCAUGAUGAAGGCCCACCAGGAGGGCGUCGCUGUCGUGGGCACCUACAAGUUCGACACCGCGGAGGACUUCUGCGCCAGACUGAAGGCGAAGGGGAUCAUCAGCGACAUCAUCUCGAAGGACAGCGAGUAGGGGCGCCCGCCAGCUGGGGCGGGCGUGGCCCUGGGAGGGGCCCCUGGGGUGCACACCCGGCCGCCCGGUCGGCCACAGGAGGGCUCGGCGCGUGCAGGCCUCCCCUUCAGCGGGAGGGGAGCGAAGAGCAUGCACGCAGACACAGCUGCUCGUCAAAUCAAUGUCCGCCGGGCGGCGAGCUCCUGCCGCGGGCUCCUCGGCUCCCUGGCCGCCCCGGCGGCGCGGCGUGCACCGACAGCGGGCCCCUCCGCGGCGCGGGCGGCGGCCCGUCCCCGCGCGUGGCGCUCCGCUGGAGCAGCGGCGGGCUUCCCCGCCCGCCCCCGUGUUUUUUGCUUGCCGCAGGGCGCUGAGGCGCCUCUCGCGCGCCCGGCCGGGCCCAGACCUCCGACGUCGAGGGGCGUGCGGGCGGGCAGGGUGCGCGCCGUUCCAGACAGGGCGCCGCCUCCGGGGGAGCGAAGGCGUCCGAAGAGGAGGCGGCGGGCGGCGGGUGCCGUGCAGGAGCCCUCUGCGUGCAGGGCGCUCGCAGAAUUCAGAGUAGCUGGUACAUAGGGGGGGUGCGCGCACGCGCCCUCGUGCAGCAUGCGCCGGGGGCUCCCGCGGCGGCGCCACGCCGGGUGCCACCGCGGUCGAGGUCCCCGCACUCCGGGGGGGGGGCGCAAGCGCAGUGCACACCGG